GUGUCAAGAAGUUGUCGGAGGGGAAGGCUUUGGCCGACGAGCUCUUUGGAGAAGACACGGGGCAUUUGACGCGAAGCAGAAUUUGGAGCAUCACAGGGCCUCACGAUGGGCUCAUAGUGAAUCAUGUGCUGUCGGUCCAGAAUGGUUUAGAUUGGCUUUCUUCUUGUGCUUCUGUUGCAAGGAUUCGUGAGGAUGUGGGAGAUCAUGUGACAUCUUCUCAGAGCAAG
Messenger RNA from Durusdinium trenchii, 227 nucleotides. The record is from the annotation of a GenBank genome assembly. NCBI's taxonomy places the organism in Eukaryota, Dinophyceae, Suessiales, Symbiodiniaceae.